UGACAUCGCGAUUACAAAAUUACUUGACUCCGUUAAAAAUUCCACGUGUUUGCGAGACAAGAUGGCUCUCUAUUGAGACAGCAGUUUCAAGAGUGAUCGAUCAAUGGGAGGAAUUAAAAUUGCAUUUCUCGAUUGCAGCAAUAGACGAAAAGUGCACAAAAGCUAAAAUGCUGCAAUCCAUGUAUAACGAAAGAAUCAACUAUCUGUAUCUGCUAUUUUUACGGCCUAUACUAAAAGACAUGCAAAGAGUCAACCAAAGUUUUCAAAGCAAGAAACCAGAUUCCACAAAAUUGCUAAAGGAUUUGUUAAUUGCAAUUAAAUCACUGAAGCACACUAUUAUAUCGCCGGAUGAUGACAUCAAUGUGCUAAAUAGUGAUUUUGAAUCUUACGUUAAGAGAGAUCUCUAUCUUGGUUACGCAUUCGAAAAGGAGUUAAAAACGUUAAGUCUGGACAGAACUGAGGAAUCUCAAGUUCGAAUCAAAUGUACCGAUUUUUGUAUAGAAUUAAUACAUCAACUGAAGAAAAGAAUUCCAGAUAAUUUUGAAGUGUUAAAUAAAAUUGACCUAUUUUCGGUCGGAAAUGUAUUGCGAGCCAAGAAAGAAAGUAUUAUUGAACUUUUAAUUUUUUUUAAAGUGGAAGACGUCGACAAUUUAAAAAGGCAAUAUGAUAAUUUGCAAUAUAAUACCUGGCAAAAUGUUGAAAAUACGGAGAAGUUCUGGGCCGAAGUUUAUAAUUAUAAAGACUCGACCUUUACCAAUCCAUAUAAGGAGUUAGCUAGCCUCGCUCUAAAAAUUUUGUCUCUUCCCUGGUCGAACGCUGAAGUAGAGCGUCUCUUCAGUCAGGUGAACUUAAUUAAAACUAAAUUAAGAAAUAGAAUGAACUGCACGGUGCUAAGCUCUAUUUUGGCUAUAAGAUAUGGAUUACGCCGACAGGGAAAAUGUUGUUUCGACUAUGAUGUUCCGACAAAGUGCCUUAGAAAGGCUAAUUAUAAAAGCGAUGAAGGCGUUGAAAAUGGUGUUCAUCGAUGA
Messenger RNA from Anastrepha obliqua, 1028 nucleotides. RefSeq lists its product as uncharacterized. Gene Ontology annotation, molecular function: protein dimerization activity. NCBI's taxonomy places the organism in Eukaryota, Metazoa, Arthropoda, Insecta, Diptera, Tephritidae. The record is from RefSeq and is a predicted model, not a curated record. The transcript is spliced from 4 exons. Bases 168 to 1028 code for a protein of 286 amino acids.